AUGGUCAAGCCGCUCACCUUCAAGGGUGACAAGAAGCCCAAGAAGAGGAAGCGGGAGCACAGGGACGACGGGGCUGCCGAGGGGGUCGACGACUCAGGCAAGCAAAUUGCCAGCAGCAGCAGCAAGGCCGCCAAGGUAGCCGACGAGGACAAUGUCGAGAACGACGACAGCUGGGUCUCGGCCGACAGCGUGGGCGACGUCUCGGGCCCGGUCAUGUUCGUGCUGCCCACCGAACCGCUGACGGCCCUGGCGUGCGACGCCAACGGCAAGGUCUUCACGCUGCCCAUCGAGAACGUUGUGGAUGGCAACGCAGCCACGGCCGAGCCUCAUGAUGUGCGCAUGGUUUGGGUGGCCAACAAGAUCGCUGGCACGGAGAACCACAGGUUCAAGGGGAGCGCUGGGAAGUUCCUCGGCUGCGACAAGUACGGGAUCUUCAGCGCAACCUCGGAAGCCGUCUCCCCGCUCGAGUCCUUCACCCUGGUAGCCACGGCCGACACCCCGGGGACGUUCCAGGUCCAGACCCUGCGCGAGACCUACCUGACCGUGAAGCCCUCGACGUCGUCGCGCGCCAACGCGGCGCCCGAGGUGCGGGGCGACGCGGCCGACAUGUCGUUCGACACGACGCUGCGGAUCCGCAUGCAGGCGCGGUUCAAGCCGCGGCUGCGGGCCAGCAAGGAGGAGAAGGCGCGCGAGAAGAUCAGCCGCCGCGAGCUGGAGGAGGCCGCGGGCCGCAGGCUGGACGAGGACGAGGUCCGCCUGCUCAAGCGCGCGAGGCGCGAGGGGGACUACCACGAGAAGCUGCUGGAUCUGAAGACCAAGAACAAGCAUGACAAGUAUGGUUGA
Messenger RNA from Diaporthe batatas, 843 nucleotides. RefSeq lists its product as uncharacterized. Lineage: Eukaryota; Fungi; Ascomycota; Sordariomycetes; Diaporthales; Diaporthaceae. The coding region runs from base 1 to 843 and encodes 280 amino acids. Gene Ontology annotation, cellular component: nucleolus; striated muscle dense body; catalytic step 2 spliceosome. The record is from RefSeq and is a predicted model, not a curated record. Gene Ontology annotation, molecular function: actin filament binding. The transcript is spliced from 2 exons.